This is a messenger RNA of Nothoprocta perdicaria, 1189 nucleotides long. It is a transcript of the gene HHLA2, whose product is annotated as HERV-H LTR-associating 2. The record is from RefSeq and is a predicted model, not a curated record. Gene Ontology annotation, biological process: negative regulation of T cell proliferation; cellular response to lipopolysaccharide; positive regulation of T cell proliferation. The coding region runs from base 1 to 1059 and encodes 352 amino acids. NCBI's taxonomy places the organism in Eukaryota, Metazoa, Chordata, Aves, Tinamiformes, Tinamidae. The transcript has 6 exons. Gene Ontology annotation, cellular component: external side of plasma membrane.
AUGAAGGCACAGGAAAUAKCAUCCCUUCUCAUCUAUUUAUUCCAUAUAUGCCCUACAGUUUGGGGUUCUAGAGAGCAGAAAACAGUAACAGGACAUAUUUUUGGAGACAGCGUCCUCCCUUGCUUUUUCCCACGUGGCAACGAUGUAGUAAUUUACUGGAAGAAAAAGGACAAAAAUGUGCACAGCUACUACUAUCAGAGGGAUCAACUAGGAGUGCAAGACACGGGCUACAGAAACAGAACUCUGCUUUUUCACGGGGACAUUGGCAGUGGAAAUGCCUCCUUGAAGCUUAGGAACCUGACCUUUGCUGAUGAGGGCCUUUAUCAGUGCUACGUGGGAACGCAGGAAACUAAAACAGAGGAGGAUGUCAUGCUGCACGUAAAAGAUUCCCCGUACCGUGCACUGGAGUACCAAAAGACGGGCACAGAAAGGAGGCUGAGGUGCUUCGCCUUUCUUACUUACUCCAUGCCAAACAUAACUUGGACCCGAGGCAACGUCUCCAUCCCACAGGCGGGUGUGGAGGAAAGCCGGGUUGGAAUUCUCCGGACGGUUAGAAGUGACCAGGACAUCACAAACCCAUCUGUUCCCUACCGGUGUCACAUCGGCCUCCGGCGUGAGGAGUGGGCUGCCGAAUGGAAGAUGGAAGAGCAACUUUCCAGUGUGGAAGGAAAUAACACGGCAAUUCCUUGUGAGUGCAUCCAUUGCGCCUCUUCCCCCGCGGAGCAUGUCAGCGUUGUCUGGACAAUGAGCAGCAACGGGGGAAUUUCAGUGCUGGCCUCCUACAACGGCACCUCCCGCUCUUACCAGCCACGCGCCCGCAUUAACACAACCGACUUUGCGCUGAUGCUGAGUGAUCUUAGUGCAGGCGACAGCGGGGAGUAUCUCUGUAACAUUUCCACACCUCGCUACACAAAACUUGUAGUGAGGAGUUUGCACGUUGGUGAUGCAUAUCCCACCCGGAAUAUUGUGAGAAUUGCGGUGGCCUUAGAGUACGUGACUGUGAUAGGAGCCUGUAUUGUGGCUGUUUCUACUGUAAGAAAAAAAAAACAAAUGGCCUGAGCACUUUGAACUACCAAGAGGAAAACCCCAGCUGCUCCUGUGCUUACUGCUAARACCAAAACUCGAAGAACAAAGACUUCUUGGACCUGCUGGAUUGAGUUACAGCGGGAAGCAAGUGGGAAUGCAGCCA